Molecule: messenger RNA, 843 nt
Organism: Cyclocybe aegerita
Lineage: Eukaryota; Fungi; Basidiomycota; Agaricomycetes; Agaricales; Hemipholiotaceae
Source: the annotation of a GenBank genome assembly
AUGAAACUCGCACUCUCUUUGCGUCUGUCUCGUCUGGCCCUCCGGUUUUUUGUUCUGAGCAUCGUCUACGGUCAGGAUAUGCGGUUCGCAACUCUUUUUGGCUCCGCUUUGGCCCUCGCAGCAUCGGUAUUUGCAUCAACCACCGAGAGUACGGCGCCGGAAGUCGUCGCGACUGCUGCUUUCCCCGAGACUAAUGCAUUCAACCAUGUUGUGAAUGGGGAGAAGAAUCUCCUGACCGUUUCUGUGGAAAACAAAUCAGACCGGAACGUCACCCUCGUCAACAUCGCGGGGGCCCUACUCCAUCCUGAUACGAAUGCCGUGUUGAAGAAUUUGACCGUGGUGAAAUAUGGUGUCCCUCUAUUCGAGAGUGUGAAAUUGCAAAUUCCCUACUCUUUUUACAGCGAGUUCAAGCCUGGUGACCAUCGCCUGAACAUCUGGCUAGAACACUCAUCUGAGGAUGGAACACACAAGGUUGAAGUUUACGAUUCCAUUGUGACGGUUGUAGAUCCCGACUUCUCCAUUUUCGACCUCAAGCUCCUUUCUACCUAUGCCAUUGUUGCCGCGAUCUUGGGAGGCCUGUCGUACCUUGCUUAUCGUACUUUCGUUCCUCAGACCAAGAAACCUCGGGGCAAGAAGGUUUCGGCACCUUCCGUCAGCGCUCCCGUCGGCACUGUCACUGCAACUGGCGCCGGCGGCUACCAGGAGGAAUGGAUUCCCGAGCAUCAUCUCCGCAAGGGCAAGUCAAGCAAGAAGCAAGGUGCUACCAGUGGUACCAGUGGUGAUGAGCUCAGCACUGCGGAGGCGACCGCAACUGAGGGCAAGAAGAAGAAGGGUAAGAAGUAG